AUGGCGGAGCUAUCGCAGCACCGUCCGCGGCACAGCACCGACAACGGACAACCCUCGUCCACCAUCUACGACUAUCCGGAACAUCUGAAUCCGUUCUACCAGGACGAAAACCACAAGCGACUGCGCUUCUGGAACCACAAGCCGUCAACGUGCAAAUCGCAACGUCGGGGCAGCUUAUCUAGCAUACGGGAUGGAUUUCGGGAGCUCUGGCAAUACUCAACGCUACGUUUCGGGAAGAAACGAUCGUCAACACUGGGAAUCAACAAAACCUCCGAGAGUCCACCACCGCUGCGAAGGGAUCCAUACGAUGAAGAUUACGGAAGCACUUCCUAUACUGGCCACAGAAACACGGUCAACGGGUCUGGCUAUGGCACUGUUCGUGAGAGUCGUUCCUACACCACUACGCCGUUGUUCGAACGACAGACGCGAUACCGUAGUUCCUUCCAACCUCGGUCACAGGAAAGCGACGAUUCUGGAUUCACUCGGAACAAUCGGUAUCGCAGCACGAUUCAGAAUGGUUACGCCACGUACAACAACGGAAUGGUGACGUCCACACCGCAAAAGAAGCAGGCACCACCUCAACCUUACGGCACCACCUCAAGAGUCCCGCAGCAACACAACAACAGCAAUCCGUUCGAUGACGACGUGGAAGCGGACGGGGACACGCUGUCCACGAUCAGCAUGGACGAUAGCUACAGCAGCACUCUCAGAUCGCGCACGUCCGGCACCAGAACUCGUACCAAACGACGAGCACCUCCGCCGCCGCCGGUAACUGUUGAACUUGCAAAACACCCAGAACAGGAAACGGAAGUUAACGAAAGUCAAAGCGAGGACCUUCGUAAUUUAACAGCCGAAAUUGCUAGCUUUGUGUCAUCAGCUAAUGAGGAUGAGGCGGCAAAAACCGAAUCCUUGACUCAGACCAGCACCAUCACCGUCGAGACAAGAACAGAGCAAACGUUCGAUGUUAAUAAUAAUAAUGCCCGUGUGGACAUACCGACAACGGUUGCGUCGAUGGAGAAUGAAGUUGUACAGGAACACCACGUUGCGGAGAGCAUACAGAAGGAACCGGCUGUAAGCACUGUUAAAGUUACUAGCGAACAGCAAGUUAUUGAAUCGCACAACGUAUCAGAGGCAGAAGCAAAACCCCAAAAUAAUCAAUCAGUUCCAGCGCCAACGGUUGAGGAAACGGCGACGGAUACGGCAACGGAAACGGCAGGCACCAGUCCUACUCCCGUGCCAAGGAAGAAGUCAGAGAAACACCAAAACAACGCUGCGUUAGAAACCGAAACGGUCCAAAAAGUGGAUAUUGACUUUGAAAAUCUCGCCCUCCCGGAAACGCCCGUCCCGUCGAGACGAUCGAAUCGCGAACGAUACAUAACGGAGCAAGCUCCACCGGCAAGCCAACCCAUCAUCGCUAAUCCCGAACCGAAGAUUCCAAACCAUCCUACCGAAGGCCAGCAGGACGAUGACGAGGGUCCAACGACAACGAUCAUUGUGGACAAUUUGCACUACAAGCUAAAGGUCGCGCCGAUUCACACGGAAAUCAAUACCAAAAUAGAAAACGCCCGGCUCAAGAUCAGCGAGUCCACCGGCAACAUACCGACGAGUGCGACGGAAAACGGUACGACCGAACGGCGCCGUUCGGUGAAAGACAUCAUAGAGUCGAUCAACAAGAGCCAGAGCAUGCUCAAGGUGAACCUCGAGCAGCAGGGUUUGCACGAAACGCAGUCCACCGACAGCAUGACCCGGAACAUCCGCGAGCUGAACGAGCGCGAGAAGGAGAUCCAAAACUUGCUGCAUGACAUCGAUAGUCGCUACGGUGCUGCAGGUGGACCAGGUGGCGGUGCUGAGAUGCCGGUUCCUUCCGGGCGGGGUUCAUAUUACGAUAACCUACCGGACGAUAACCUGAACGACAACCUGGACGACAUGAACAACAUGUACGCGUCGUCUGGGCAUCGGGUGAAAAAGAGCCCAACCAAAACGGUCAUCAUUGCGCAGGCGGACGAUCAGUUUCAAGAUUGCAUCGAUUGGAAUCCUCUGCCGAAGCCGAAGCGCGUAAUGGUGGAAAGUGUGACGGGAGCUGGCGAACAGUCCCGGUUGGCAGAAAAUGCCCCUUCCUAGUCGUGUAGUGCUGCUUGUUUGCAGUAAUGUUUCUGCACUUCAUCGCUAUUUUAAUAGUUAAAACAUUUUGGUGUGACUGUGCUUAUCCAUAAACAUAGAAUAAAAUUUGUGUUUUGUUGUAUAUUA
Anopheles coustani is the source of this 2247-nucleotide messenger RNA. RefSeq lists its product as uncharacterized. The coding region runs from base 1 to 2121 and encodes 706 amino acids. The record is from RefSeq and is a predicted model, not a curated record. The transcript has 5 exons. Lineage: Eukaryota; Metazoa; Arthropoda; Insecta; Diptera; Culicidae.